CGAAAAAAGAUAUAAGAAACGAAUGAUUAUUAUCAACGAGAAACCCCACAGAGAGAGAAUCUCAUACAGGUGCUGAUCAUCGAUUCCGAUUUUUUUUUCCACAAAAUUCAUCUGUGGAUCUGGUCUUUUCGAUUCACGAAUUACUUCGUUUGUUCGUCGUCCCAAGCCAAGCUUUGAUCACAUACACACAACUCCAUCGAAUUGGAACUAUACUUAAUCGGAACUCCCUGAAGCAUUUAAAUGGCAGAAAAAGCUUGUAUAAAGCGACUUCAAAAGGAAUACAGAGCACUUUGCAAGGAACCCGUCUCGCAUGUUGUUGCUCGUCCAUCCCCAAAUGACAUUCUCGAGUGGCAUUAUGUUUUGGAAGGCAGUGAGGGAACACCAUUUGCAGGAGGAUUUUACUAUGGGAAGAUCAAGUUCCCUCCAGAAUAUCCUUACAAGCCACCUGGAAUUACAAUGACAACACCAAAUGGUCGAUUUGUGACACAAAAGAAAAUCUGCUUGUCUAUGAGUGACUGUAAGGACGAACUUCUUUUCCAUUCUCUGUUAAUUAAUUUCGGAGAACUUGUCUGUUAUCUAAUUAGCUUUACCCCGGCAUGUACAGUUCAUCCAGAAAGCUGGAAUCCAAUGUGGUCGGUGUCAAGCAUACUUACAGGACUUCUCUCAUUUAUGAUGGAUAACAGCCCUACAACAGGAAGUGUAAACACUAGUGUAGCCGAGAAACAACAGUUGGCAAAGUCAUCUCUUGCUUUCAAUUGUAAAAAUGCAACAUUCCGGAAACUAUUUCCCGAUUAUGUAGAGAAGUACAGCCAGCAACAAGUAGCUGAAGAGGAAGCAGCCACUCAACAGACAACACCUAAGGAUUCUACACAGACGGAAAAUUCGAAAGUCGAAUCAGAGAAAAGCGUUGGUCUUAGAAAGGAAGGCAUUGAAGAAAUGGGAUUGAAAGAGAAGAGAAGGAACAAGAAAGAAGCAUUACCGGGUUGGAUAGUAUUGUUGCUAGUAUCGAUUGUUGGUGUUGUAAUGGCUUUGCCUUUGCUUCAAAUGUGAUUAGAGUCAACAUAACAUGACUACGAGUCAAUCUGGUAAAAUUUGUUUACCAUGGUCUCUCACUCUCAGUACUAAUUAGUGUCUUUUUGUUCUCUCUCCUCUCUUAUAAAGAAAACAGAUACAUCCAGUUUGGUAUGGGUUUUGAAAUAUAUAAAUAUAAAUGUAGCUUAAUUUGAAUUA
Molecule: messenger RNA, 1230 nt
Organism: Capsella rubella
Lineage: Eukaryota; Viridiplantae; Streptophyta; Magnoliopsida; Brassicales; Brassicaceae
Product: probable ubiquitin-conjugating enzyme E2 33
Exons: 9
Coding region: 241-1050 (269 amino acids)
Source: RefSeq, a predicted model, not a curated record